CACUCGUUUGUUGACUUCCCCUCAUCUUCGUAGCAUCCCAUCCGCACCAUGUUCGAAUUAUGUAGGUACAUGCAAAUAAGUCUCCGAUCGAUUCGUUGAUGACCACAAGAACGAGAGGUUGCGUCUUCUGGAAGUUAUUAGCAGACAUGGGCGUGUAACGCAAGGAAGACUAGUUUACUUCAAUUUGUGGCCGAUAACGAAAACAUGUGGGGCUUGAGCCCGAUUAGCCACCUCCUGACACCGCCCCUGCUGUGAUGCCUGAGGUCCGGGACCUUUCUGAGGCCUUGCCAGAGAUGCCCAUGGACCCCAUUACUGGAGUUGGUGUUGUAGCUUCCAGGAGCCGGGCACCAACUGGUUAUGAUGUUGUUUCAACAACAACAGAUGGUCUGGAUGCUGAUCUGUGGAAAGAUGGACUUUUCAAAUCCAAGGUGACCCGGUACCUGUGCUUUACCAGGGUCUUCUCUAAGGAAAAUAGCCAUUUAGGAAAUGUUCUUGUUGACAUGAAGCUGAUCGAUAUAAAGGACACCCUCCCUGUAGGGUUCAUUCCAAUCCAGGAGACUGUUGACACUCAAGAGCAGGCAUUCAGAAAGAGGCGACUCUGCAUCAAGUUUAUUCCACGAGACUCGACAGAGGCAGCCAUCUGUGACAUUCGUAUCCUGGGAAGGUCCAAGCAGGCGCCACCUCAAUACACCUUUAUCGGAGAACUAAACAACAUGGGUAUCUGGUAUCGCAUGGGUACUGUACCACGAACUCAGGACAUCGCUCACACAUCGCCUGUGAAUGACGUCCAGAAUAUGAAUUCUACCUCAACUUCCUCUUCUGUCCCAGCACCUCCACUCACCAAGAAUAUUUCCAUGACCCUUCCUGCCAGUUUCAGAGGGAAAAAUGCUACCAGACCAGAUUACGAGCACCAAAACUCCAACCUCUAUGCAAUCUCAGCAAUGGAUGGAGUGCCCUUUAUGAUCUCCGAGAAGUUUGCAUGUGCCUCAUCAGAGUUGCAGCAGGUGGACCUCAUUGGCAUUACGAUCAAAACGUUGGCUGAGAUUGAGAAAGAGUAUGAUUACAGUUUUCGCACAGAGCACAGCGCUGCAGCCCGCCUCCCUCCCAGUCCAACUCGGACCUCCCUGAGCUCUGAGGCCUGAAGAAUACGCUUCAAAACCCACUAUUGAGGGCAACCCCACUUGGACUCAAGUACACUCCACUGACCCACAACUGUGUCCGGAAGGCAAAUACUAGUUUGACUUUUGAUCCUUCUCGAACUAAAAUACAGGUGUUUAAUGUGAAGAAAACCACUCCACACAACACUGAGUUGAAGCUGAGGUAGAAAUGUAAUGACGUAGCUCAGAGGAAAUGUAGACCGAUUCAUAACCUUAAACAUAGUGUUCUUUGAAAAAUGUAUUUCUUGUUCUGUGUCUGGCAGUGGCAAAACAAAACAAACUCCAGUGCAAUGGACUUCAAUGAAAUGAACUGUGUAUUUCUACCAGUUGUUUUAAAAAAAUGUCUGGAGCCGUAAAGCUUUUGCCGUCUGAUUUAUACUGAUAUUUAUUAGGCAUUGUAUUUUCUUUUUAGGAUGCCUCAAUAACCAUACUUAAUGUUUAAUGCUUGCAUGCUUGCUGAAACUGUUAAUGAGCCAACACUGACUGACUUGUUCUUUAAAAUUGUUUAUUGCUCUAACUAAGAGGCGAUAACCAGUGUUUUUGUCAGGUGUUUUUAGAGCUUAACCCAACAGUAUGCUUGCUUUUUUUAAAUAUUUUUUUAACCAUACAAUUGCACUCAAAGUUAUUGUAACCUCACAGGAAAUUAUAUUUAUUUGGAACAAACUAAAGAAGUGUAAAGACCCAAAACUAAAUCCAAACAUUACAAAUUAGGACCGGGAAUCUCAGGGUACCUGAGGAUACGACACAAUACGCGAUAUAUAACUCACGGUACUUCAAAAUUCCGGGCUAGUUUCGAUAAAUCAGGCUCAUGACUAUGGAACUAAAUUAGGGCCAAAUGUUUUCUACUUGAAAAAUGUACUUUGAAACUGAAAAAAUUUAGUUUUGAUGUUGAAUUUUGUAAAAUACAUCAGUGUAUAUACAAAAUAAAAAUAAGUGCACACAUAUUUUUUCAGGUUUAUGGUAAUUGAACUAUGAUUCUCUCUGGUCAUUUUUCACUUUCAUAUAUUAUAUUUGAGCUUCGUUUUUUUUCAGAUUAUUCUUCUCUUCUAUUGUGUUUUUAAUUAAAAAAAAUGUUCACAUUUUUUUCCCACCCGACUAUUUUAUUUUAUUAAAUUUUUUUCAGAUUUAGACUCUUGGCCUGGAUAAGCGCCUAUGUGUUAAAACACAAGCCCAAAAUUGCUUAAAAUAGCGGCUUUGGUGACAUUGGUUUUACUUGGUUUCAUACUACACAACUGUUUUGUUCAAGGAGGGUUGAUUAGAGUACAAAAGUGAACGCUUGGCAAAGCACAAUGAAACAAAAGGAAAUCAUACGCAAAUACCGUGUGAUUUCUAACAGUAUAUCAUUUUUACAAUAAAAUAAAUGCGGCUGUGGUCCGGUGGUUGGGGACCUCCGGUGUAGUCUACAUAAUUAAUUGUUUUAGUUCCAACAUUCCCUGAAGGCAACGCGAUAGGGCAUACCCCAUAUCUUUUUUUGCAAAACUUGGGCCAAAAUUAUGAAUCUGAAAAAAAAAAAAGAUUUGAGAUUGAAAAUGUAAAAAAUAACAUUUUAAUCC
Molecule: messenger RNA, 2710 nt
Organism: Entelurus aequoreus (snake pipefish)
Lineage: Eukaryota; Metazoa; Chordata; Actinopteri; Syngnathiformes; Syngnathidae
Gene: mvb12ba
Product: multivesicular body subunit 12Ba
Exons: 11
Coding region: 255-1142 (295 amino acids)
Biological process (GO): virus maturation; regulation of epidermal growth factor receptor signaling pathway; viral budding
Cellular component (GO): late endosome; ESCRT I complex
Source: RefSeq, a predicted model, not a curated record